UCAUAGGACGGGUUGAAUUGACUUGUUUCUGACAAAAUGAAUGGAACUAGGUGUGUUAAACUGGACAAGAAACUAUAUGAACAUACAAUUCUGCCUACUCUUUACAGCUUGGUAUUUAUUGUUGGACUGGUAGCCAACGGAUUGGGAUUGAAGUCUUUGUGGCACAACUGGAAGAAACUUGGAAAUAUUAAUAUUUUUGUUCUAAACCUUGGACUUGCAGACAUUUUGUAUCUGCUCACACUUCCCUUUCUAAUAGUGUACUACCUUAAAGGGAGUAAAUGGAUCUUUGGAGACGUCUUCUGCAAAGUAACAAGGUUCUGCUUCAACCUGAACUUAUACUGCAGCAUCGGGUUCCUCACAUGCAUAAGUGUGUACAGGUACCUGGGAAUCGUCCAUCCAAUGAGAGCCAUGGGGAGAUUAACAGCGACUCACUCUGUGGUGAUUUCAGUCAUUGUCUGGAUUCUGGUGAGUGCUCAGAGUCUUCCAGACAUGUUCUACCCCAAAACAUUUAAUAACACAAAAUGUUUUGACACAACCUCUAGCGAACAUAUUAAGAGUUAUCUGGACUACACCAUUACAUGGACAUUCUUUGGAUUUUGCAUCCCAUUCCUAAUCACCAUUGGCAGCUACGGACAUGUGACUAUCAUUGUCUGCUGCUCCAAUACGAUUAAAAAGGACCUGAAACGACGGAGCUUGAAGCUGUUGGCUAUUUUGAUACUUCUUUUCUCACUUUGCUAUGUGCCCUACCAUAUCUUCAAGAACCUCAGCCUGUAUUCCAGGUUUCUUCGUAUGCAGAAAAUAUGCCCCAGCUGGGAAAGGGUAGUCUUCAAUGCCCGUCAGGCAAGUCGUGGUCUUGUGAGCCUGAACAGCGCCCUCAACCCGCUGGUCUAUCUCCACGUAAAUGAGGAUUUGGGAACUAAGUUCAGGCAGCUGUUGCAGCGAGGACGACAGAUGUUCAGUCGUUUGUUUCAGUCAAAAUCCCAGUCUGUGCCUGUACCACAGACAGAGCAAGAAGACAUUUGACCGUUGAUUUUUUCAUUCAGAUAAGUCAUCAUUGCUUUUUUGAUUUUUUUUCUCUUUGUUGUUUGGAAAGUUGUUUUUUCAGGCAUUCAUGUAUUAUUUUCCCUUGUGCAGUUAUGUUGCCAGAUGCCUGGAAUGUAAAUAGUGAAUUAAAACACAAGUCAGACUUGUUUCAUUAAUUGUGAAUUUGACAAAGCCAUUAAAUUCAGCUAAAUAAUUGAACUCAUGCACCAGACUGUUGUUUUCACUGCCAUUUUGUAUUGUAUAUUUAUUAAAUCCUGAAAAAGAACAUUAAAAAGGUUCUGGGUUUGAAUCCCACAGACUGCCACUCAUGGUCCCUGAGCAAGACCCUCAGCCCCAUGAUGCUACCUAGAUGGUGCAAAGUGGCAGCCCACCGCUCCCUAAGUAAUGGGUUAAAU
Molecule: messenger RNA, 1439 nt
Organism: Fundulus heteroclitus (mummichog)
Lineage: Eukaryota; Metazoa; Chordata; Actinopteri; Cyprinodontiformes; Fundulidae
Product: P2Y purinoceptor 1
Exons: 1
Coding region: 37-1023 (328 amino acids)
Biological process (GO): G protein-coupled receptor signaling pathway
Cellular component (GO): membrane
Molecular function (GO): neuropeptide receptor activity
Source: RefSeq, a predicted model, not a curated record